Colletotrichum higginsianum IMI 349063 is the source of this 540-nucleotide messenger RNA. RefSeq lists its product as uncharacterized. NCBI's taxonomy places the organism in Eukaryota, Fungi, Ascomycota, Sordariomycetes, Glomerellales, Glomerellaceae. The record is from RefSeq and is a predicted model, not a curated record. The transcript is spliced from 2 exons. Bases 1 to 540 code for a protein of 179 amino acids.
AUGACUCGGUUGAAUCCGAUGAGUAACACCAACUGCGACGUCGACGGGCCGUGGGUCGUCAUCGGGACGGUGGGAGGUCCAAAUUACACUAGAACCAGGUCCAAGAGGCAGAGGACAUCCAUGAAGCCAAGGUCAGGACGCUCAUCGAGCCCGAGGUUUGAAGCCUGGGCCACCACGGACGCUUUGCGAGAUCGGCUCGCACUGGCCCCGCGGGCCGGGGCGGCGCUAUCGGACGACAUCCGCCACACGGCGCCUCCCAGAGGCAAUCUGAGGAUAGCCGAUUCCCGAACCCGCGCUGUCGACGACGCCGGGGCGUCGUCGCCGUUCGAGGUUGCGACUUUGGCGCCAUUUCCGCCUCCAACCGACUUGUCACUGAAUCCCGGCCCGGAAUUCAGGCCUGCGUGUCUCGAGCCCUACUCUGUUCUGAAUGGGGAUGACUUUGUCGCGAUAUUCUCUAUCUACGGCAAGCCUUCCCAUGAGCAGCCCAUGACCGAGGGAGACGGCUUCAUGACGUGUGAACCGCAUUUUCUACCGCAGUAG